UCUCAUCUUCGAACACUGUCUCCAUCGCAUCUCGUUCAGCUCAUCUGCUGAGUCCACUCGUUUUGACCACCACACAGACCACCUGCUUGACGCGUCGAUUUUGUCACCUCAACAAACCACAACACACAGUCAUACACCAUGUACUCAUCCUCCCAGGCGGUCAUCUCUGCGAUCAUCCUCGCUGCCCUCGCCAACGGUAUCUCGGUCAACUCUCCCAAUGCAUACUCCGAAUGGCAAUCGGGCACCUCAUCUCAGACCGUGACUUGGACUGCAGUCUCCACAGACCCUAGCAGCUUUUUGAUCCAGCUCGUCAACCAGCAAGGCUUCUUGCCCAACGGUCCCGUGACACUCUCCAGCUCAACAAACACUGGAAGCCCGAACCAACAAAACUCAGCCACCGUCUCGUACCCAUCUGGAUCAUGGCCAGAGGGACACGGAUUCCAGAUCAACCUCAUGUCAUCUGAUCAAAACAAUGCCGCCAUUCUGGCUCAGUCAAAUCAAUUCAACAUCACGUCUGGAGGAAGCAGCAGCAACAGUAACAGUGUCUCUGUAGCCAAUGCCGUUCCUUCCAGCUCGAGCGGCGUACCCCCCAUCACCUUGACAAACGGUGCCGCGGUCCAGACGACUGGUACUUCUCAGAGCACUCUCACUAGCCUGCCCGCUGGAUACACCGGAGACGCAACUGGAGGAAUUCCCAAUGCUGUCACCUCAACCAAAGGUGCUGCCCCUAGCCAGUUCGGCAAACCCGGCCCAUUCAUCGGCUUCCUCAUCGCUGCCGCUGGUGUCUUCGGCGUCAUGAUAUAAGACUGUGUCUGCCUGAUCUCGUCGACUUCUACCCGUAUCCGAGGCUCAGUCGCACAACAUAGCUGUCCUCACCCUUGAUAGACUCACGGACAAUGUCUUGCCAUGCAUCUACUCAAAGCCA
Kockovaella imperatae is the source of this 925-nucleotide messenger RNA. RefSeq lists its product as hypothetical. NCBI's taxonomy places the organism in Eukaryota, Fungi, Basidiomycota, Tremellomycetes, Tremellales, Cuniculitremaceae. The record is from RefSeq and is a predicted model, not a curated record. Bases 139 to 804 code for a protein of 221 amino acids. The transcript has 4 exons.